Molecule: messenger RNA, 900 nt
Organism: Aspergillus steynii IBT 23096
Lineage: Eukaryota; Fungi; Ascomycota; Eurotiomycetes; Eurotiales; Aspergillaceae
Exons: 1
Coding region: 1-900 (299 amino acids)
Source: RefSeq, a predicted model, not a curated record
AUGAAGGCAUCUUUCGUCACCCUCCUCGCUGCCCUGGCCACCUCGGCCGUCGCCGCCCCUGCUGGUGGUCUCCCCGUUGUCGGCAGCAUCACCAAGACUGUCACCGAGGGCGCUUCUAGCUCCUCUUCCUCCGCCUCCACCACCCCGGUGGCCUCCACUGGCGCUGACGGCCACAUCGUCAAGGAUGCCGGUCACGGUGUCCACCAGACCCUGACCGUCACCGGACCUAACGCUAAGAAGCUUCUCAUCGAGCUCAGCCCCGAGGUUGCCGGUCUUCUGUCCGGUCUUGGUCUCCCCGGCGUUGGCGCCUCCGUUGGCUCCAUCGUCAAGACUGCCGGCAACGUCGGUGACCUCCUGAAGGACCUUGGUCCCGUUGUCGAUGGCCUCCUGACCGUUGUCUCCAAGGAUGCCGGUGCUCUCCUCAUCAAGCUCUCUCCUGAUGUUGCUGGUCUCCUCUCCGGCCUUGGUCUGCCCGCUCUCGGCACCCCCGUUGGCUCCGUCGUUGCCACCCUCGGCGAGAACCUCAAGCGCUCUGCUGACGGCAAGAUCGUCGAGGACGCUGCCCCUAAGGUCAAGGACGUUCUGGAGGUCACUGGCCCCGACGCCAAGCGCCUGCUCGUCCAGCUCAGCCCUUCCGUCGCCUCCCUCCUCGCCAAGCUUGGUCUCCCCGGUGUUGGCACCUCCGUCGGUGAGGUUGUCAAGACCGCUGGCAACGUCGGUGAUCUCCUGAAGGACCUCGGCCACCCCGUUGAGCAGCUCCUGACCGUUGUCGGUAACGACGGCUCUCACCUGCUCAUCAAGCUCUCCCCCGACGUCGCUGGUCUUCUCACUGGUCUCGGUCUCCCUGCUCUGGGUACUUCGGUCGGCUCCGUGGUCGCCACCCUCGGCAAGAACCUGUAA